GCGUAAAUGGACCCUGAGUUGAGUGGUUUUAGAUUCCUCGGAGACUCCGUUUUUAGGGUUCACUUAUGUUUUUUUUCUCUCUUUCCCUCAGAUAUUUUCGAUAUUUCGUCGUCACUUUGUCUCUUCCAUUCCUUAAAAACAUGUGCUUUCUGAUAAUACGUUGUUACUAGCUGUAGACUCAUUUCCUCAUUGUUCCGUGCUUUGCUGUAAACAAUUCGAAAUGACCAUCAAAGAGAGGCGAUAUUUUCAAAAUGUUUCACAAAAGAAGAAGAUCGUGGUGCUCGAAUCUCAGAAAGAAAAGUUGAUUGAGGCUGCCCCAGAAGAGCUGCUUGUGCAGGGAGGUCGGAGGAAGAAACAAUGGAAUGGAACUACACAUCAAUGGGAUGCUGCACUUCGUGCAAAUGGUAGCCAAACUGCUGAGCUUUCUCCUCAAGGGUGUGAGGUUGGGAGACAAGUUGAAGAUGAAAGAGUUUGUCGUAGUGAAGAAAGGUUAUUGGUAGAGGGAGGUGAUAAUCGUCUGUUGAUCCUUGCGAACUCUGCUGAAUUAAUGUCAGAAUCGGAGGAUAGUUUACGUAGAGUACAUGUAAAUCGUCAAGGUUAUGAAGAUAAGAAUUGGGAUAAAGUUGGUGAAGUAACCCUAAUUGCUCAUGAGAGAAGCGAGAAGGAUGGAUCUCAUUGUGAAGGAAAAGUGCCCCGCUUAAGUCAAAUUCAGCAUCAAGGUUGCCUGAAAAGUCAAUCAUUCAUGCAACAGAGCAUCCAAGAGGACACUUGUGGGUGCAUGCAAAGAAGUAAAACUCGCCUGACUCAAAUUCGCCGUCUAGCUCGCUCGGGAAAUCAUGUGCUAGGGAAAGAGGAUAGUGCAGGAUGUUCUCAUGGCAAGUUGCCAGGAGGGAUAACUCGCCUGAGUCAGAUUAGGCGUCAAGCUCGGUCUACAAACAAUUGCUCACUACAAGAACGAAUUGAGGAGCAUAUGCACAGGCAUUUAGAUUGCCAAUAUCAUGAAGAUCUCCAGAUGGUAGAUGCAGCUGCAGAACAAUGUGCAAAGCUAGACAGCUGCCAAGUGAUUGGAACUUCUUCCUCCUCUUGUUCUGUAGAUGCAGAAAAUGUGGACAAGAUGAUAUGUGAGAAAGGAACACUACGCUUAAGCCAAUUAAGACGCAAAGCUCGUUUGGGAAAUGCUGAUUUGGUUGCAAAGAGAAAUACUGGAUAGCUGUAACAAAGAAUUAAAAUGCGAGUUCAGCCUGGAUUUUGUGGCUAAGAAAGUAGAGAAGAAACUUGUAAAGAAUGCCUUUGUGUUUGAAGUUUGGGGUUAGAAGAUCAAGGGGCUUCAAGCUGCGUCCUUAGGGUAUACUGCGUACACUAUGCUUAUUAGAUUUUAACAUCAACAGAUAUCAUAGGGAAAUUUGCAAAACAGUUUGAAAUAGAAAUACAUUCAAUCAUAAUGACCUUUCCCUCUCUCUGUACAGCUAAGAAAUUUGUUAAUACUUUGUUUAUAUAUGGAACUUUUAUAUCUC
Molecule: messenger RNA, 1514 nt
Organism: Theobroma umbraticum
Lineage: Eukaryota; Viridiplantae; Streptophyta; Magnoliopsida; Malvales; Malvaceae
Source: RefSeq, a predicted model, not a curated record